Mus pahari (shrew mouse) is the source of this 2589-nucleotide messenger RNA. RefSeq names its product AKT serine/threonine kinase 2 (gene Akt2). Gene Ontology annotation, molecular function: ATP binding; protein serine/threonine kinase activity. The transcript has 14 exons. Gene Ontology annotation, biological process: protein phosphorylation. Bases 257 to 1702 code for a protein of 481 amino acids. Lineage: Eukaryota; Metazoa; Chordata; Mammalia; Rodentia; Muridae. The record is from RefSeq and is a predicted model, not a curated record.
GGGGGGGCCGCACUGCGCGAGCCGUUGGGCCUGACUCCGAGAAGGCGUCGCCGCCGCCACACUGCCGCCGUCGCUGCCGCCAGUUCAUAAAUACGGAGCGGGAACGAGCUCAGCGUGGCGAUGGGCGGGGGUAGAGCCCGGCCGGAGAGGCUGGGCGGCCGCCGGUGACAGACGAUACUGUAUCCGAGGAGCCUCCUGCAUGUCCUGCUGCCCUGAGCUCGCUCAAGCUAGGUGACAGCGUGUGAAUGCUGCCACCAUGAAUGAGGUAUCUGUCAUCAAAGAAGGCUGGCUCCACAAACGUGGUGAAUACAUCAAAACCUGGAGGCCCCGGUACUUCCUUCUGAAGAGUGAUGGAUCUUUCAUUGGGUAUAAGGAGAGGCCCGAGGCCCCUGACCAGACAUUACCCCCCCUGAACAAUUUCUCUGUAGCAGAAUGUCAGCUGAUGAAGACUGAGAGGCCACGACCCAACACCUUUGUCAUACGCUGCCUACAGUGGACCACAGUCAUAGAGAGGACCUUCCAUGUAGACUCUCCAGAUGAGAGGGAAGAGUGGAUGCGGGCUAUCCAGAUGGUCGCCAAUAGUCUGAAGCAGCGGGGCCCAGGUGAAGACGCCAUGGAUUACAAGUGUGGCUCCCCCAGUGACUCUUCCACAUCUGAGAUGAUGGAGGUAGCUGUCAACAAGGCACGGGCCAAAGUGACCAUGAAUGACUUCGAUUAUCUCAAACUCCUCGGCAAGGGCACCUUCGGCAAAGUCAUUCUGGUUCGAGAGAAGGCCACUGGUCGCUAUUAUGCCAUGAAGAUCCUGCGGAAGGAGGUCAUCAUUGCAAAGGAUGAAGUCGCCCACACAGUCACAGAGAGUCGCGUUCUGCAGAAUACCAGGCACCCCUUCCUUACAGCCCUCAAGUAUGCCUUCCAGACCCAUGACCGCCUGUGCUUUGUGAUGGAGUAUGCCAACGGGGGUGAGCUGUUUUUCCACCUCUCUCGGGAGCGGGUCUUCACGGAGGACCGGGCGCGCUUUUACGGAGCGGAGAUUGUGUCAGCUCUGGAGUAUUUGCACUCAAGGGAUGUGGUGUACCGCGACAUCAAGCUGGAAAACCUUAUGUUGGACAAAGAUGGCCACAUCAAGAUCACUGACUUUGGCUUGUGCAAAGAGGGCAUCAGUGAUGGAGCCACCAUGAAAACCUUCUGUGGUACCCCGGAGUACUUGGCGCCUGAGGUGCUAGAAGACAAUGACUACGGGCGCGCAGUGGACUGGUGGGGGCUGGGUGUGGUCAUGUACGAGAUGAUGUGCGGCCGCCUGCCCUUCUACAACCAGGACCACGAGCGCCUCUUCGAGCUCAUCCUUAUGGAGGAGAUCCGCUUCCCACGCACGCUCGGGCCAGAGGCUAAGUCCCUGCUGGCUGGGCUGCUGAAGAAGGACCCUAAGCAGAGGCUCGGUGGAGGUCCCAGUGAUGCAAAGGAGGUCAUGGAGCAUAGAUUCUUCCUCAGCAUCAACUGGCAGGAUGUGGUACAGAAAAAGCUCCUGCCACCCUUCAAACCUCAGGUCACUUCAGAAGUGGACACAAGGUACUUCGAUGACGAAUUCACCGCCCAGUCCAUCACAAUCACACCCCCAGACCGAUAUGACAGCCUGGGCUCGCUGGAACUGGACCAGCGGACGCACUUCCCCCAGUUCUCCUACUCAGCCAGCAUCCGAGAGUGAGCAGCCCUCUGCCACCACAGGACACAAGCAUGGCCGUCAUCCACUGCCUGGGUGGCUUUUUAAAAAAAAAAACAACUUUAUUUUGCCUUUUGGUUUGUGUUGCCUUCCCUGUCCCCUCAUCCCAAAUCCAGUUUCUUCUUCAGUUCUUGCUCAGACUUAGCGGUCCUGGCGGCCUCUCCUCCNGCCUCCCCUCUGUUCCAGAUGAGUGCUGGGACCUGCCCAAGGACAGGCUGUUGGGAGGAUGGAGAGUGAGGUCAUUAAUCACCACCAGCCUCCAAGAGGGUGAAGUGGGGAGCCAUGGGGUCACCUGGAUUUGGAGGCACGCCAGCGAAGAACACAUCUAGAAGCUUCCCCCACCCCCAGCACCUCAGCUGCCCUCCAUGCUGUCCUCUGGGCAGUCUGUCUGCUGCCACCCCACCUGGGGCACAAGAGCAGUCAUGUCCAGGGACAGGCAGAAGCCUUUGGAGGCUGAGGGGGUCUGGGUUUGUGUCCAUUCCUNUUCCUCCCAUGCUGCUCACUUGAUUCUCAAUAAAGCAGGAGGAGUGUCUGGGGGCGGUGGGGACGGUCCUCCUGCCCCCAGCCCAGUGCCUUACCAGGGCUUCCUUCUGGCCAGCCUUGCCUCCCGCUGGGCCCNUUUGNAUGGCUCCNNUCNCUGCCUNGGGCAGAGGGAAGCCAACCUUGGCUGUUACACAUCUCACACCAAGACAGUAUUGGGCCCCUUGGACUUGACUGGGGUCUGAGUGGGGACAGAGAUGGGGACAGGUGUCUCUGAUACACAGUGGGGUGGAGUCUGCCUCAUCUCCAGGGCUCCUGUUCUGGAGCCUUAAAGUGAAUGUUUGAGUUAGAGUUGUGUCGGUGUCAGUGCUGUGGGUGGAGGUGUGCACCCU